Acanthaster planci (crown-of-thorns starfish) is the source of this 2580-nucleotide messenger RNA. Its product is annotated as ras-like GTP-binding protein rhoA. Gene Ontology annotation, biological process: small GTPase-mediated signal transduction. Gene Ontology annotation, molecular function: GTP binding; GTPase activity. The record is from RefSeq and is a predicted model, not a curated record. NCBI's taxonomy places the organism in Eukaryota, Metazoa, Echinodermata, Asteroidea, Valvatida, Acanthasteridae.
UCGUCAUCUUAUUGUUGGUUCAGCGAGCGACAAGGCGGAGUUAGUUCGUGCAUGGUUCGUGAGGCCGUGAAGGAAUAUUCAGUCAACAGUGGUCAGUUUUAAAUUUUGCAGAGUUCACUUCAAAAUCUAAACGUUGGCUUUUCGGCAGUUUAAAGAGUCAGAACUUGAUCAGGAUGCGUCGACAGCGAUCUCUCAUGGCCUUGGACGAGGCAACGCGGUGUAAGCUCGUCGUCGUUGGGGAUUCUUUGAGCGGGAAAACAGCCAUGCUGCACACAUUUUUGGGUCGCCAGUUUACAGACGUGCACACCCCCACCACUUUUGAGAACUACUCGUCGACAAUGGAAAUUAACAAAUACCGAAUGGAGCUCACGAUAUGGGACACCUCAGGGAAACCAGAGUACGACAGUGUGCGACCUCUGUCGUAUAACGAGAUCACAAUCGCCCUAAUAUGCUUUGACAUCAGCCGGCCCUUCACACUGCACAACGUCGUACGAAAGUGGCAUCCGGAGGUUAGGAAGCACUGUCCAACUAGUCCGAUUAUUCUCGUGGGUUGCAAGAUGGAUCUCAGAAACAACAUCCAGGUCAUGGCGGAACUCUCCAAAGACAGAGGAAUACCGGUGUCUCAUGACAGGGGAGCUAAGAUCGGUUCACAGAUCGGCGCGGCGGCGUACGUGGAGUGCUCGGCCCGCACCAACCCGUCCAGCGUCCACGAGCUCUUCGAGGUCGCGUCCCUUGCCGCCAUGGGUAAGCUCAAACUCCACAAGUCCUACAUCGACCUGCCGUCGGCGUGCAGGACCGGCACACUCCCAGGCCUGAGCACCACCUCCCUCCGCCGUCUCAGCAUCCGCAAGAAGAGCGAGUCCAAGGUGCAGGCCCCCGUCAGGGUGAAGGCGGUGGUGGUCGAGAGAGAAUCGCGAGGAUGCAUCGUCAUGUGAAUCAAGAGUACUGACUUUUAAUUUUGGACUGACCUCUCGGUGUUCAAUCCUGUGACUGUUGUCCAGCAUUGUUCUUAUAAACUUCGAAGCUGUGACCCACGAUGCUUUUGAGCAAAGCUCUCAUUUCUUAUCAGGUAAUUUGACAUUCUUAACACCGCUUUGACCUACGGAUGGUAGUUAUAAUGAAGCACUUUAGCAUGAUCACGACAAUUCCGGAGAGGAAUCAGCAUGGUGUAUAUGAUCACGUCCACCGACUGCACAUUUAGCCAGUUUAUGUAGAUAAGGAGAAAAAGUGUGGUCAAGAGCCUUACCUAUGGACACAACUACGGGGCACUUCGGUGGGAUUCCAAUCAACAAACUCAUGGGCGUGACACACACGUGCUCUCGAACCGUAUAAGAUAUACCACUCCACCAACUACACAUGUACUUUAAAUACAGCAUGUACAUGUAUAUAGAGAACAUUCGGAGAACACAACUUGGUUAAUUGUAAAGGGAUUUCUCAAGAACAUAGAUUAAAAAAAAGGUAAGUGGACGAUCCAGAAUGGUGCUCUUUUGUUAAUCUUGUGGGAGCGAUAAAUGUCGUCCCGAAUAUGUUUUAUGUACAGAUAAAUUAAUAUCGAUGUGUCCAUCAACGCGUUUGCAGCAGAAAACUUUUGUAUAAAAGUGCAAUAUACGUAGCUUCGUUCUUGCUUUAUAAGUGAAUGUUUGUCCCUGGACUUUUUUUUUUCAAUACGGGCAAUUCACAUUGUGCACCUCCAAGAGUUUACAGCGCAUUGACCAAUCAAAGGGCUCAAAAUCUGUCGAUCCGAUGCGCGUUUGCAAACUUGACCUUGGAGGCGCACUAUUCUGAAUCGCCAAGUAUACAAGUUUUGCUUACGAGAGAAUUCAAUUUGCAUUAUAAUGAUUUGAACGAGAUACUGUGAGAUUAAGUGAUUGGAUUUUUCAAUUUUCCUGGAAAUGAGAGAACAUGCGUUAGAACAGAUGAAAGAGGAAUCACGAUUCAGGAACUGUGAGAUCUGAAUGAUAAUGAUUGGUGUUAAAGUACGAAAAUACCUUUGUGUGUGUAAAUAACGACGCAUUUUCCGACUCGUUUUAUAUUUGCGGAAAGCUUGCUACACAGUUUAAUAAGUCACAAAUAAUUUUAUAAUAUUAAUGAAUGAUAUUUUAAAGAAAAACACAAAGCAAACCUCGAUUGUAUUAGAUGCUACCAACACAUAGCGUUACGAAAGUGUUUCCUCAAUUGAGUUGAUAUAUACGAGAAUUACUGUCUGAAUGUUCAGAUUAUCAUUUUUGUAUGUGAGGCAGCGUGGACAAAAAAGUUUUCUAUCGGGUAAACUUGGGAAAAGAAGUAUGGAUGAAUAUCACUGUAUUUAUAUUAUGUCUUGUUUCUCACCAAAAAGUAUUUAAAUAAAAUUCAAAGUGUCCCGGUGUAAGACAAAAUUGUGAUUCCUUUGAUCAGCAUAGGAACUGUGGAUGUGAUUUGAAAUAACUGGGCUCUGUGUUUUUAUAAUUAAUAUAAUUAUGCAACUCGUUCGAUUUCUUUUAUAUCAGUGAAUGUGUAUAGUGUAUAUAAGUGAGAUACUAUGGAUUCAAAUGACUUAAUGAAUUCAAAAUAAAGUUGGCACAAAAUGCUGGGAUACUGUUA